ACUUGCUACUUGUAUACAUGGUCAAAGUUUUGAAGAAACAGUGCCAUGUAUAAUUAUCUUCGAGGCUCGCCGUUUUAUUCGCGAUACAGUGGAUUAUAUUAAAGAUUUGCGGGUGGUGACUCGUAAAGGAUUGAGUGAAACAAGAACCAUCUCCAACGACAACAGUGAUUUAUUUACCUCGUAUGUGCACCCGGAAGUGGUGUAAUAGUUAAUGGCUCUGUGCUUAGUUUGUGAGUUUGUUUGAAGCGGGACUGUGUGUGUUUUAGCAUUAAUGGAAAGUUGACCGCUCGGGAAUGGAAGAUGAGUCUUCCGUGCGUGUGAAUGUCACCGCGCAAAAUAUGCCCGGCUAUACCGGACGCGACGGGGAUUCUGUCCAUGUAUCCAGCGAGUCUCGGAGCACAGAUUUCGGCCGGGAUGUCUGUAGCCGCAGCAGCAGCUGCAGCAGGUCGAAUGUGCCAUCAUCAUCGUCAUCAUUAUCAUCGAAGGAUGUUUUGGAAUUUCAUAAACACAAACACGAGCCAAAAAGGAUUAAUAACGAAAAUAGGGAAACCAUACGAGCCGUGGAUAUUUUGAGAAGGAAUUUUGGAUCCUCUGUCAGUGAUCCAAAAGAUCCCUUGGAGAAAGUAGAAAAAGGAUUUGAGAUCAAACUGGGUGACUUGGAUCAUGAUGAAAGAGCAGAAAGUCCCAAGCAAUACAUGGAGAGCAACUCAGAAUUGGGAGAAGCUGAACUGUCUGAUCCUGGUGGGAAUCUUAAUAUUGAUUUCAAGAGAGCUGAAGAUCUCAGCCAAUCAAAAGAGCAUGUUUACUGCACUGUGUACUGUAUUGCCAAUGAUAAUUAUAGGAUACCAGCCGAGAAAACAUCUGAUAACGAGACUACAUCACCCUCACUAUCGUCAUCAUCUUCAGAUGUGUUGGUUUUACCCCCCACUGACACUCAAAAUCAGUCAGAAUUGGACCAUGAUCCCUACCCAGAGUCAUAUACAGUCAACGACCUCAUGGUGUCUGGGAUAAGCAGCUUUUAUAAUACUGACAACAGUUCAUCUGUUGUGUUAACAUGUCGAAUUUGCCUCGAUUACAAACAUAUUAUGCCGCUACACUGUUGCAAAAUGGCAGUUUGUGAGGAAUGCCUGAAAAGAUACAUCAACUCUCAGAUUCAAGUGGGCCGGGCACACUUGGUAUGUCCCAUCCCAGAGUGCAGUGGUUAUUUGGAGGAAAGCUUGGUGAUUUCACAUCUAACCAGUGAGGAUCUGGCAAGAUACAAGUACUUCCUGGAGCUCAGCAGACUGGACACCAGCACUAAACCCUGCCCUCAGUGCAGUCUGUUUACGUCACUGAAGGGACACGGCCAACAGACAUCCAUCAAGACUGAACACAAGUAUAAGAUUCAGUGCACAAGCUGCCAGUUUGUCUGGUGUUUUAAAUGCCACGCGCCCUGGCACGAAGGCCUGAAGUGUCGAGACUACAGGAAAGGAGACAAGCAGUUGCGUCACUGGGCCAGCGUCAUUGAACAUGGCCAGAGGAACGCUCAGAAGUGCCCACGCUGCAAGAUCCACAUUCAGAGAACUGAGGGUUGUGAUCACAUGACCUGCGCGCAGUGUAACACCAACUUUUGUUACCGUUGCGGGGAGAAAUACAGGCACCUGCGCUUCUUUGGGGACCACACCUCCAACCUGAGUGUGUUUGGCUGCAAGUACCGCUACCUGCCUGAGAAACCCCACCUGCGCCGGCUGGUCCGAGGCUCUGUUUGUAUGAGUAAAGUGCUGGUGGCUCCAGUGGCCAUUGUCCUUGUUGUGAUCGUUGGCGCUCUGGCACUGGUCAUAGGCCUGUUUGCUUUGCCAGUCUACUACAUCUGUAAGAGGAGGAAGCGCUCAGAGGGGUCGGGACGCUGGAUGUGCUGAAUCAGACUCUGUCAUCCUGCUCAGGACCUGGACACACAAACGCACCACAAAAAUAGGAUACUUGCCACCUAGAUGCAACGGUCACAAUGUGAGGUUUUCCUGUUAACUGCACCUUGUGAAUAUCCUCAAUUGCACAGCAAACCUCUCCUACACAAAUAUCUGGGGAUAAACAUGGUGUCUUUGGCAUUAUGAUCAAAGACUUAAUGGGGAGAUUCUGUUUUGGAAUAUUUUAUUUAUUACCCCAAAACUGAUUUGAAUUUGAUUCCAUUUAAAAAAAAUGGAACCAUAGACUCUAUAUGCUCUGUUCCAAACCCUAGUGUGUGUGUGUGUGUGUGUGUGUGUGUGUGUGUGUGUGUGUGUGUGUGUGUGUGUGUGUGUGUGUGUGUGUGUGUGUGUGUGUGUGUUUUGUUUUUUUAGUUAGGUAGGACUUAGAAGGCAGCUGGAUUUGUAGGUAGCAAUCAAUGAAGCAGCUCACUAGGUUCUGAAACAGAGCUUAUAAUACUGGAGGAUGUGUUAUGUAAUGGAGCCACACUUCAUUAAUUUUUGUCCUUUUUAAUCUAUUUAUGACAUGCAUAAAAUGUUAUAAUCUGCAAGCAUUUAGUGCCCCAUGGUGGUGAGUCGAUUAUGAUGAUGAAUUACUGUCUGUCCCUCUCUACCCCCCUUCAUCUGUGUGCUGUGCCAACAUCCGCAAGAAUUUGCAUGAUCAACAAAACACGUUUCUGUCUGCUGCUCUGUUGAAAACAAAAGGCACAGAAUUACACCGUAGCUCCAUGUCAAGAUACAGGCUGUCAUGAAAAUCAAUGCUGUGUCAUGUAUUCAAGCCCUCUCUUUUAUCUGGACUAAUAGACACCAUCAAAACUAAAGCUGUAAACUAAACACAAAAUAUAUUAAUGUGCUGCAUAGUGCAUGCGUUGAUCCUGAAAGAACUGUUGUUAGCCAGUUUUUAGGGUUUUUUUCACAUCUUUUGUUCUUUUUGUUCUAUAUAUUGUUUCCCUAAUUUUAGGUCCAUAGGAUGGACACUUUGACAUUCAUUGCACACAAUUUGCACACAUAGAUAUAGCCACUGGGCGGCACCUUAUUCACACUGCAAAAAUCAUUUUCUUAAUCUGUAUUUUUGUCUUGUUUUCCAGUAAAAAUAUCUAAACAUGCUUAAAACUAAAUGUAUUUAUUGAGAUAUUAAGACUUGUUUUCAGAGAAUAUAUCUUGAAUGUUUAUUUUUCUUACCCCAUUGGUAAUUUAUUUUAAGCUUAUUUUAUGUUUUAAGAAUAAAUCUAACAUAUUCUAAUGAGGUUUGUGUUUUAAACAUUGAUAAAAACUUAUUUGCCCAUGGGGUUAGAAAAAAAUAUUAAAACAUUAUUCAAACAGGUCUUAUUUAUCUUCUUAAUAAAACAUUGCUUCUUAAUUUAAAUUGUUUGAGGAUGUUAUUUUUUACUGGAAAUUCAAUACAAAAAUACUGAUUAAGAAAAUCAUUGUUUUGCAGUGCAUUUAGUGGCAUGUUGAUCUAAUCUGCCACCAUGCCCGAGACAUCAUUGCCCAAUAGGCAUCCCUGCCGUAAUAUUGCACAGUGUUAUAGAUUCAUAUCCACUGUAUUCCAUUGCCAUGUGUUGUGUUUGAAAUCCCAUUUUGUUACAAAAACCAACAACUGUUGCAUGCCAACACUUAUAGGAUGGUGAAGUACAACCUUGACCAUUUUAAAUAUAUUCACUUUACUAAAGUACAUGAAAUGAAAUGUAAACAAAAGGCAACCCUUAAAGGUAUAGUUCACCCAAAAAUGAAAAUUCUCUCAACAUUUACUCACCGUCAUGCCAUCCCAGAUGUGUAUGAAUUUCUUUCUUCUGCUGAACACGAAUGAAGAUUUUUUGCAGAAGAAUAUCUCAGCUCUGUGGGUCCAUAAUAUGCAAUUUAAUGGUGACCAGAACUUUGAAGGUCCAAAAAUCAUAUAAAAGUAGCAAUAAUACAAAAAUUUAACCACUGAAAUCCAUAAGAUUUCAGUGGUUAAAUCCUUAUCGAUAUGACAGGUGAGGGUGAGAAAUAGAUAAAUAUGUAAGUCCUUUUUUACUAUAAAUCUCUUCUUUUGUUUUUGGCUCUUCACAUUCUUUGUGUAUAUUGCCACCUACUGGGCAGGGAGGAGAAUUUAUAGGAAAAAGUAUCUGUUUCUCACCCACUCCUAUCAAAUGGGUUCUGAAAAUAUGGAUUUAACCACUGGAGUUGUAUGGAUUAUGUUUUUGCUGCCUUUAUGUCCUUUUUGGACCUUCAAAAUUCUGGACCCCAUUUACUUGCAUUGUAUGGAACUACAGAACUGAGAUAUUCUUCUAAAAGUCUUUGUUUGUGUUCUGCAGAAGACAGAAUAUCAUACACGUUUGGGAUGGCAUGAGGGUGAGUAAAUGAUGAGAGAAUUUUCAUUUUUGGGUGAACUAUCACUUUAAGCUCAAUUUUCAAUUAAACAUAUAUGCCAUGUUGAUUUGAAUUAAGAUAGACAUUAAUUCUCCAACAAAGGCUGGUCUGGAGGAAAGACAGGAAGCACAGGGAAAAGCACUGCCAGAAAGGUAGAAGACAUAACAAUGCAAGCUGUCUGGAACAUCAGGAAUAUGAGUAUUAAAGCAUAGAGUAACUUCUAAUCUGACUGGUCGAAUACUCAUUUGGGACAUACACUGGAAAAAAAAAAAAAUCUUAAUCAGUACUUUUGUAUACAUUGACCAGUUAAUGUAUCUAAAAGUCCUUAAAACAAAUGUACUUGACAAGCAAAAUUGCAAAAGAUAAGAAGUUAUUUUCAUUGAAGAUAUCUUAAAUUAAGUGUAUUUUCUUACCACAGUGUUAUUUUAA
Messenger RNA from Xyrauchen texanus (razorback sucker), 4721 nucleotides. RefSeq names its product E3 ubiquitin-protein ligase RNF217-like. Gene Ontology annotation, molecular function: ubiquitin protein ligase activity; zinc ion binding; ubiquitin conjugating enzyme binding. Gene Ontology annotation, cellular component: cytoplasm; ubiquitin ligase complex. Gene Ontology annotation, biological process: protein polyubiquitination; positive regulation of proteasomal ubiquitin-dependent protein catabolic process; ubiquitin-dependent protein catabolic process. Bases 294 to 1898 code for a protein of 534 amino acids. Lineage: Eukaryota; Metazoa; Chordata; Actinopteri; Cypriniformes; Catostomidae. The transcript is spliced from 6 exons. The record is from RefSeq and is a predicted model, not a curated record.